Molecule: messenger RNA, 6228 nt
Organism: Symbiodinium sp. CCMP2592
Lineage: Eukaryota; Dinophyceae; Suessiales; Symbiodiniaceae
Source: the annotation of a GenBank genome assembly
AUGACCCUCGUUGACAGCGAGGCUGCUUUUGCAGCUAGGUGUAAGGAGAUAUGUGGCGACGAUUCCCUUCACACAUUGCUGCAAGCCUCGGGGGUGCGAACUCACUCAGCCUUGGCCUUCAGUUGUGGAACUCCGAAGGCCCAACCCACGGAAGCAGAAUUUAAGGCCUUUGCUGAUUCCGUUGUCGGGAGCCCAGCGUCCAUAGGCCGCGUGAGCCAGCUCAAAAGACUCCAUUUCGAAUCCUCAACUUUGGUCAUUGCCCAGUUGCGCGCACUCGUAGAAGGGGAUUCAACAGAAUCUGGAAAGAGACUUCCGGCAGCGGAGAAAUCCGCCCGACUUGCGGAUGCCAAGAAGCGUUUGAAAGGCCUUGUCAUCGAGGAUGAGAUGGAGCCAAGUCAUGCCCUCAUUGACGCAGUUUCCCACAUGGGCGAGUCGAAUGCGGUGGUUUGGAUCCCACCGUCGAAGUGCACUAAGAGGGAUGCCGAACUCAAGCUAGGGCUUCGCGACAAGCAAAAGUACUUGACUGUUCAGGAGCAAUCAGUCACCUUGGCCCCGGCUCCAGAUAAGAUCGUCGCUGAGCAUGGGACUCCCUUGGAGGUCCAAUGGUGUCUCCAGCGUCGAGGCUUGGCUUUCUUCAUGUGCGGCUUCAUGGAGUGGGAGACUCACGAGAAGUGGGUCGCGUCUCUGCUGAGAUGUUUGUCCUCGGAUGUUCCUCCGGGAUACGCACCCAUUUCGAUGCAGCAAAUUUUGCGUGCAGAUUCCGAAAUCUUCUUGCUUUUAGCCCGUGAGGUCAAGCGUGUCAAACCUGACAGCAGUGGUGUGAUGGAGAUGGAUGUUCUCAUGAAUCGGUUCCGUCAUGACCCUCGGAUCACCACCUAUCUCCAGCCUCUUCAGCGUGGAUCAGCCUCUCAGGGAGUCGCUUCGCCGAGUCUCGCAGGUGAGGUCGGAUCAUCCUUUCCUGAUCUGAGGCCCAGCAAACGCCAAAAGAAGAGAGAUGCUAAGCUCAAGGCCCCUAUCAAAACUGCAAAUCUGCCUGAGGAGUUGAAGUCAUGCCCGUACCAUGCUGAUUCUUCAGGCCACCGGUUCUGUUGGCAGUUCAAUCUCGGUAAGUGCAAUGCCGAGUGCAAGGGCAGUCCGCCUGCUUGCAGCCGUGGUGUUCACGGUUGCAUGACGUGCAGGCGCUUAGGCCAUGGGCAUUCUGCUUGCUGGUUUGCCCACGCAGGCAAAGGCAAAUUGCAGCACCCUCCGGGGCUCGUGCUGCCGUGUCAGCCGAUGCAACGACUCCGAAACCCGUGGCCCGUGCCGCCACAGUGUGGUGCCACCCUGGCACACAUCCCGGCAAAAGCUCAGCUGCUCCGGCACGUGCCAAUAGUGCAAGCUGGGGGUAAAGAACUGGUGAAAGUUGAUUCUUGGGAGAUGGCUUGGGGGUUACCCUGGGAGCCUGAGGAGUUCAUGCAGAAGGCGUCCGAAUCAUGUCACCCAAGGUCGAUGGGCUCGGUGCUCCCGGCCCCCUUGAAUGAUACUCUUGAAUCCUUGGAUAAGUUGGGAGACGCCGAAGUUUCCGCUUUGAGGGCUAGGGUAAUCAAGGAGUGGUUGCACUUGGCGACUUCGUUGUCCUCCAAUGAGGCGGAGCUGAAGGCCAGCAUGCACCCCGAUGUCCGUGAGAUUACAGCAUCCAAACGCAUCCUCUUGUGGGAAGCUUUGCUUAAGAAAUACGAUUACCCAGACCAGUGUGUGUCGAGCCUUCUCAAGGAAGGCGUCCCGUUGGUGGGGCAUGACCCCGCCUUAGCAGCAGAAGUUUGCUCCAAGACCGAUAAGGAGCGCGAAGCAGGUUGGAUCGUUGGUCCCUUGUGCGAGUCCAGCUUGUGUGAUGGGAUCUUGGUUAGCCGUCGGUUCGGAAUCCAGCAAGGCCAGAAGGUAAGGUGCAUCGACAAUUUGACUUCUUCGGGGGUGAACCUUGCGGUGCAGGCCUAUGAGGCUCCGCAGCCUCAGUCUACAGACGUGGUUGCAUCCACCUGUCUUCGACUGCUGAAAUCCAUCAAAAAGAGAGCAGGCAAGGUCUUGUUCAAAAUCUUGGGCAAGGCGUUUGAUCUCACUGCAGCUUACCGGCAGAUGCCAGUCCACCCAGACACAGCCUGGGCAGCGUACGUUUGCUUCGUGCAUCCAGACACGAACGAGCGAGUGUACUUUCGGAUGAAGGCCAUGCCAUUUGGAUCGGCAAUGGCAGUCUACGCUUUCCUUAGGAUUAGUCAUUCCUUGUGGUUUCUCGGUGCAAAGGCAUUGCUUUUGCCUUGGUCGUCGUUUUUCGAUGACUUUGUCACUUUUGCGACGACGGGGUGCUCUGCGUCGGCAGAGGCGGCAGUAACGUCAAUGUUCAAACUCCUAGGUUGGGCGUUCGCCGAGUCCGGCGAAAAGGCAAAUGACUUUUCCGAGUGCUUCCAGGCGCUUGGAAUCAUGGUGGACCUUCGUGCAUGCCUUGAUGGCACCAUAAGCUUCAAGAACACUGCAAAGCGGGUCUCCGAGAUCAGGGCGUUCGUGGGCAAGGUGCUUGAGUCAGGUAGGUUGCCACAUCACGAGGCUCUAAGGCUCAGGGGUAGGUGCCAGUUCGCCGAUUCGCAAAUCUCCGGUCGUACUGGGAAGAAGUGCUUGGGCCUGAUCACUGCUCAUGCUUACGGCUUUGACGAUGUAAUCAGUCGCGAACUCAGGGCAUCGCUCGAGAAGUUCCUGCUCAGGCUCGAGGUCGGGGCCCCGCGCUUGAUCAAGAUCCUUGAGGGCGGAUCAUGGCAUGUGUACACAGAUGCUUCGUAUGAGCCAGGGGCAGGGCAUAGUUUCUGCGGCCUAGGAGGGGUGCUGGUUGAUCCUACUGGUGUUCCACGAAAAUUCUUUUCACUUGUUUUGAGCGAUGCACAGAAAAACUUUCUUGGCGAGCAGAAUUCUGCACAGAUCAUCUUCCAGGCUGAAAUGCUAGCAAUGGCAGUGGCACUGGACGUAUGGUUGCAGGACUUGAUGGGGCACACGGCAAUCUUCUUUGUGGACAAUAACGGUGUGCGUGACGCAGCUAUCUCUGCGAAUGCCAGAGCUUCAGUCGCGAGACGGUUGUUGGAGGCGUUUCUGCAGAAGGUGACCCUUGUGAGUCACUUGCGUCAAAAAUUCUUGAGCAUGGCAAUUGCUCAUCUGAGACGUGCCUUCACGACUGGAGCAUAUUACCACUGUGGCACUGUAGGUGUCAGGCAUAAUGCGCGAGCUUACCCACUGGCCUCGCACCGUGACCUCAGGAAUCUUCCUGGAUCCUUGAAUGGCGUUGACUUGCUGGUUUCAGCAGGGCCCGUCACAUUUGAUGCGACGGUUGAGCACGAAACUUUAGACUGGACCAACGGUGUUACCGAGGCACCUGCCUCGGUUCCAGCACUCAGCCAUACGACCACAGCUGCCGACGAACUUGCGGUGCUCCUGGAGGUGAUUUCCGAGCACGCCGGUGCUACGUCAUUGGUGCAGUUCACUGUCCCGUGCUUGAGUACUUUCUUCACGUCAAAGACUGGAUCAUGGAGUUUCGCCGAGUUGCUGGUGGAUGCUGUCUUCCAGCUUUGCUCGCAUUGCAGGGCUGUGGGAGUUCCUUUUGCGAUUCUGCACCCUGCUACGUCGCGCUUCUGGCACAUGCCGUCUUGCCAACACUUCUUCCAAGCUGCCGACGGUGAAUGGACUACAUUUGACCAAUGCAUGCAUGGAGGGGCCCAGGAUCGCCGCGCUUUCUGGUGGGCCUCAACUGCUUGGUUGCGCCCUUUACAGGCAACAUGCUCCAAGGACCACAAGCAUUAUAGUCAAGCUGCUUCGGCCCCGCAGUGGCCUCAUUUGCUUUGGGAUCGUGCUGUAGAGCUACUGUGCCAGCACUCAGGUUUCACGCCAAAUACAUCAUCUUUGUUUGGUCCUCCGGGUCGUGACCUACGGCCUGCUAUGGGCAAGCAAUCUCGUAAAGCCCGGCCAUUGGUCAGCGAAUUCUGCAAAUAUGAUGCUUGGGCCGUGCCUCUUCGUGCCGAGCAACCUGUGCUCCAGCUCCUGAGAUGCUACCCUAAAGGAGCCCGCGCAGUAAGACGCAAACUUGUUGAUCCGGGGUUGGUUCGGGUUUGCGUUUUACCUUCUGUUGACUUGUGCAAGGUCGAUGAUGUCUUGUCGAGCCCCUGGACAUGGGCCACUAAGCAUUGCAAGCACGAUGCGCACACACCAACCAAGGAUUUCUCCGAUGUCUGCGGCUUAUUGCCUCCGACAGAGCAUUCUCCAGUGCUUGAAGUUGUAUGGAUUGGCAUUCCCCGUGAACCGGAUGACUUUUUACGUCGAGCUGUGGCAGCCGGUCACCCAAAAUCCCUCCUAGAUGUCGAAGCCGAUCCGCACAUGACCUUGCUGAUAGACAACCUUCUGAACAGUAAUGUCAAACAGCCAGACAAAGGUUUGCAUGAAGUUCGGCGAUGGACCGAGCUACGGUCGAACCUCUCCGAAUCCCAGGAGGUGUGCAAAAAGGAGUGGCCCAUUCAUGUGGCGCAGGUUCUGGAUGAAAAGCCAACUCUGUUGAUGGACGAAUUGCUCACCCAGCACGACUUUCCAGAUCGCCACCUUGUGAAGCACAUGACGCAGGGGUUUAGGCUUACGGGCUGGGUUUGUAGAUCGGGUCUUUUUCCCUUUGACCCUAAGCCUCCCGCCUCCACCUUACAAAGUCAGCUCUCUAUGGCCAAGUCCAGAAACACCGCCACCUUGACGAAGCUCUCCAAGCAGGCUCCUGAUGAGGUGUCUCGUCGUGCCUGGGCUGAAACGCUUGAAGAAGUUGACAAAGGUUGGAUUGAGGAAGACGAAAACCCAGAUCUUUCUACGGUCCUCGUUGCCAAGCGGUUUGGGCUUUUACAAGGUCCAAAGGUCAGGGUCAUAGACGACUGUCGUGCUUGUGCUUACAACUUGUUAGCAGGCAUCCCUGAGAAAUACAGAUUACAGAGCGUCGAAUACAUCGCUGCCUUCCUCUUGCGAGCCAUGCUUGACCCUCGCAGCAAAGGCGUUAGCAUCUCAGGGAAGACACUUGAUUUGACUGCGGCGUACAAACAGUACGCCACACAUCCCUUCGAUCGUGACCUUUUACGGAUUGGCGUCAAAGACACUUCAAGCGGACACGUUCGCACUUUCAAAGUGAAUUCCUUGCCUUUCGGAGCUACGGGUAGUGUGUCAAGCUUUCUCCGAUGUGCAGCUGCGAUCUGGUUCUUGGGAUCCCAUGCAUUGGGAAUCCCAUGGACCAACUACUUUGACGAUUUCCCGAUCUUCUCCAAAGAUUCCGACUGCGGCCUAGUGGAAGAAGUAGCCACCAGUUUUCUUGACCUUUUGCACGUGUACUUUGCACGUGCUGGCAAGAAAGCCACUGUGUUUACAAAGGCUUUCAAAGCGCUCGGCCUUAUCAUCGAUUUGAGCCAUUUCGGCGAAGGAUAUGUGACCAUCGGUCAUACUCAAGAACGUGGGGAUGAGCUGCGUGCGACAAUCACCCGCAUUCUUGAGUCCAACCGCCUUUCGCACGCUGAAGCCGAAAGCUUGCGAGGCAGGCUCCACUGGUACACUUCCUUUCUUUUUGGACGCAGAUCUUCUCAAGCUUUGAACGUCCUGAGCGACUGGGUAAAUCGAAGUGCAUCAAAAGGCGCGCUGCCUACGGAACUCCGAGAGUCCCUCACGUUCCUCAGGGACGUAGCUCUCCAUUCUGAGCCGCUAAAAAUUUCGAGGAGUUUGCAGCGAACUUUCUUGAUUUUUACUGACGGCAGCCUGGAGGGAAACUUUGCUUGUGUGGGAGGUAUUCUACACGAUAGCCAAGGCGUGCCCCUAGCCUUUUUCUCGGUCAAGCUGAACCAAGCCUCUACUGAGAGACUCCACAAUCACUCUUCGCAUCCCAUAUAUGAGAUUGAGCUGCUAGCAGUGUGGACAGCACUCACCCUUUGGGAGAGGCAUAUCCAUGACAGCUACUCUGUCUUUUACUUAGACAACGAAGCAGCUCGUGGAGCUUUGACGUCAGCCAGAUCUUCUACUUUGACAGGUAUGAAAAUCGUCGAGUCUUUUCUGAGGCUGGAAGAUCGGUCGUUAUGCAGGCCGUGGUUUGGUCGUGUGCCAACCCACUCAAAUUGCGCAGACGAUCCGAGUCGUGACUCCUUCCAGCAUCUCAUAAGGCAAGGGGUCCGCAGAGACUCUCUGCUUUGCGAUUGGCCCUUUUGA